This is a messenger RNA of Dictyostelium discoideum AX4, 2079 nucleotides long. RefSeq lists its product as hypothetical. The record is from RefSeq and is a predicted model, not a curated record. Gene Ontology annotation, cellular component: cytoplasm. Lineage: Eukaryota; Evosea; Eumycetozoa; Dictyosteliales; Dictyosteliaceae. Gene Ontology annotation, molecular function: heme binding; catalase activity. The transcript has 3 exons. Bases 1 to 2079 code for a protein of 692 amino acids. Gene Ontology annotation, biological process: response to oxidative stress; cellular oxidant detoxification.
AUGAAUAAGAAAUUAGAACAACUUGAAAAAUUCAAAACAAAUGAUAAGAAUCCAGUUUAUUCAACAACAAAUACUGGUGUUUCUUUAUCAGAUGAUGCAAAUUCAUUAAAAGCAGGUCCAAGAGGUCCAACUCUUUUGGAAGAUUUUGUUUUAAGAGAAAAGAUAACUCAUUUUGAUCAUGAAAGAAUUCCAGAAAGAAUUGUUCAUGCAAGAGGAACAGGAGCUCAUGGUUAUUUUCUUUCUUAUAAGGAUCAUAGUAAAUUAACAAAAGCAGAUUUCUUGAGUAAACAAGAUAAGAAAACACCAGUUUUCAUUCGUAUAUCAACAGUUCAAGGACCAAGAGGAUCAGCUGAUACAGUUCGUGACGUUCAUGGAUUUGCUGUGAAAUUCUAUACUGACGAAGGUAAUUAUGAUCUAGUUGGUAAUAAUAUGCCAGUGUUUUUUAUUCAAGAUGCAAGUUCAUUCCCAGAUUUUGUACAUGCAGUAAAGAUGGAACCACAGAAUGAAAUGCCAACUGGGGGAAGUGCUCAUGAUACUUUUUAUGAUUUCUGUGGAUUAAAACCAGAGAGUGCUCAUAGCGUACUAUGGGUAAUGUCAGAUCGUGGUAUCCCAAUUUCACUUCGUCAUCAACAAGGUUUCGGUGUUCAUUCAUACCGUUUCAUUAAUCAAGAAGGAAAGAGUACAUUUGUAAAACUUCAUUGGAAACCAUUGUCUGGUACAUGCUCAUUGCUUUGGGAUGAAGCUCAAAAGAUUGCCGGUAAAGAUUGUGAUUAUCAUCGUAGACGUUUUUGGGAAGAUAUUGAGUCUGGUGAUUUCCCACAAUGGGAAUUGGGUGCACAAUUAUUGGAUGAAGAUUUACAAAAGAAAUUUGAUUUCGAUAUUUUAGAUCCAACCAAAUUAAUUCCAGAAGAAUUGACACCAGUAAUUCCAUUGGGUAGAAUGGUUAUCGAUAGAAAUCCAGAUAACUUUUUCGCAGAGACUGAACAAGUGGCAUUCUGUGUCUCUCAUGUGGUGCCAGGUAUUGAUUUCAGUAAUGAUCCAUUGUUGCAAGGUCGUAUUUUCUCAUAUUUAGAUACUCAACUAUCACGUUUAGGUGGUCCCAAUUUCAAUGAAAUUCCAAUCAACAGACCAGUAUGUCCAUUUGCUAAUAAUCAAAGAGAUGGUAUUCAUCGUAUGACAAUCAAUAAAGGUGGUGCAAGUUAUUUCCCAAACUCAAUUGAUAAAGGCUAUCCAUUACUAAAGGAACCAUCAGCAAAUAAAGGUGGCUUCAGACCUUAUCCAGAGAAUAUCAGUGGUACCAAAUCCUAUGAUAGAAGUGAAACUUUUGAAGAUCAUUUCUCACAAGCCACCAUGUUUUGGAAUAGUAUGUCUCAACAUGAAAAGAAUCACAUCAUCGCCGCAUACACUUUUGAGAUAUCAAAAUGUUCAAGACCAGAAGUUCGUACACGUUAUGUUAACAAUAUCUUGGUAAACAUUGAUUCAGUACUCGCUGAAAAAGUUGCCAAGAAUCUUGGUGUAAAGAUUGAACCAACUUCAACCAAACCAAUCAAGAAGAUUAUGGUAAAACCAUCACCAGCUUUAUCUCAACCAAAUUUAUUAUCUGGUGAUAUCGUUAGUCGUAGAAUUUCAGUUAUCAUUGAAAAAGGUGUUGACUAUGAUGACGUUAUCAAUUUCAAAGAUGAUAUGGAGAAAAGAGGUGCAAUGGUAAUGUUAGUCUCUUCAACUUUGGCACAAGUAGAAUGUAGUGGUGGUGAAAUGUUAUCUCCAAAAGGUACAAUCAUUGGUAACCCUUCCAUUUUCUUUGAUGCAGUCUAUGUUCCAAAAUCAACAGAAGAAGCCACUAAAAUCCUCUCUGAUGAUGGUAAUUUCCUUCAUUACAUUCUUGAAGCCUUUAAACAUCUCAAAACCAUUGCAUUUGGUGGUUCUGUAUCGGUGAUUAAAGAAUUACUUCGUUUACCUCAAGAUCAUGGUUUAUUACUUGGUAAUGGUUAUAAAGAUAUCACUGAACAAUUCUUUUAUUCACUUGCUCAUCAUCGUGUUUGGGAAAGAGAAUCAAAAGUUUCCAAAAUUCCAGCCUAA